This is a messenger RNA of Morchella sextelata, 306 nucleotides long. RefSeq lists its product as uncharacterized. The coding region runs from base 1 to 306 and encodes 101 amino acids. The record is from RefSeq and is a predicted model, not a curated record. The transcript is spliced from 2 exons. Lineage: Eukaryota; Fungi; Ascomycota; Pezizomycetes; Pezizales; Morchellaceae.
AUGCCUACUUCGCUUGAAUCUUCCACGCCAAUGAUUUCCAAGAGAGAUACCCGUCGGUUUUCGACCUACACAAACGUUUCCUCGGACCCGUCUAUCGCUGGUUCCGAAAAGGCGGCUUUUUUCGAAAUCGAAUCUGGUUUACGCAGAAUGGAGGACAGACGCUUGAUGAGCCAGCGAUUUGUGCCCACCGAACAGAAAAGUGAGAUGAUCUCAAAGUUGGCUCUGGGUGCUAAGUUGGAGAGGGCUUUGAGGUGGAGGAUGGACAAGCAAGACGCCGUUGCCAGACCACGAUCAAAGAGCGGUUAA